Messenger RNA from Pelobates cultripes (western spadefoot toad), 14266 nucleotides. The record is from the annotation of a GenBank genome assembly. Lineage: Eukaryota; Metazoa; Chordata; Amphibia; Anura; Pelobatidae.
AUGGCUGAAGAAAUAGAUGGGGAGCAGGGACCCCGAAGCUCCUUCACCACAUACAUGGCCGAAGGCGAGCAGCUUUUCCAGAAGGGAGAGUACGAAAAAGCCGUGGAAAGCUUCAGCAAUGUGAGAUGAUAAUCAUGAAAGAGACUGAUGGUUUCUAUGGCACCUCAGCUGUUAUGGACUGCAAUUCCAAUUAUGCGUAGCCAGCCUUGGAAAGUGUAGUCCACAAUAAAUGAAGUGCCAAAGCACUAGCACUAGCCAUUACUUGUCCAGUAGGAUUGAGCAAUGGGAUCAACAUGUUAAGUGCCAUUGGAAAUAGGGUUCUCAGAGCUAGUAUGUGCAUCGAUUUAUGGCAUCCUAGGCAAGUCUUCCUAUAUAGGUAAUUAACCCAAGCCUUGACUGUUCAGAGGGUUAAAAGUGUGAUUGAACUCUGUGUUACCUUAGUGGAUAAUUUUACAAGUCAUAUAUACGUUUUAAGAGUAAAAAUACAUAAUAUAGGUGCUGGGGUCGUGUAAACUAAAUCUGCCAUCAACUGUAUCAAAUAGCAGCCGUCAGAACAUUUGACAGCAUCCAGAAUAUUUUCGAACUCAAUGAAAACUGUUGUGUAGUACAAUAAUAUCUGAAAAAUUCCGAAAAAUCGUAAUCCACUUCAGAAUAAGAAGGUUCAUAAAAGCUUUAGUUAAAUUGAACUACAAGUCAUGUGUUGCUUAGCCAGCCCUGGAUUUUACCCCACUUGGCUUAUCCAUUUUUAAAAAGUAACUAUAGUCUGAUUCACUAGUAAUUGCCAAAUGUAUCUGUGAUUUUGGUGCUGAAGACAUCAAUGCUUGAACAAUUGCCAGCACCUGUGUGCAAUAAGUUAGAAUUUUAUAAAGAGUGCUUCAAACUGUCAUUUGACAUAAAAAUUUGUUUCCUGUAAACUGCUGGAAGGAUGACAUAUAAAACUCUUCUUUUUCAAACCAGCACUUUUUUUCCCCAGUUUACGGCAAUUUGGAAUUUAAUGAGUAAAUCUGAGUUAGUGUGUCUUUUCACAUAAACCAUGGGUGCUUUAUUUAAGGUGAAUAAUGGAUUAAACAGACACAAUGGGGGAGAUUUAUCAAAGUGCUUUGUUCCAAAAAGUAGUACAAAAAUGUAAAAGGGGUGAUUUAGCAACUUUUUUCCCCUGACAUCUUCCAAUAACUCCACCAUUAAAUACCAUAUUGGAAAAGGUGCCAGAAGUGCCAAUAUAAAAACAACUAUAUGGUUUUAGAGCAAGUGACAUCUUAACUCUGUUUACCUCAUUUUUAGGCUUUACUUCUUCAGCCCUCUGAGAAGAACUGCCUUGUUGCUCGCUCAAAAUGUUACUUAAAACUUGGAGAUUCAGAAUCUGCCCUACAAGACGCAGAGGCUUCCUUACGUGAUGAGUGCAAUUUCUUCAGGGUAAGAUUUGUACAUAGGAAAAAUGCUUCCAUUGUUGAGGUUUCAAAUUGCUAAGCUCCCUCCUCUUUAUUUUACUUAUAUUGCCUAUGAAAUAGAGAUCAGCGUUCCCAAAUUAUGCAAUAAUUCCAUUGGUUUUGCUUGCAGGGUCUUUACCAGAAGGCAGAGGCGCUCUAUGCAAUGGGAGAUUUUGAAUUUGCCCUUGUGUAUUACCACAGAGGAUUCAAACUGCGUCCCGAGCUGCAAGAAUUCCGCCUGGGGAUUCAGAAGGCAGAGGAGGCUAUUGAAAAUUCUGUAGGAAGUAAGCUAAAGCAGCAUGUUGUAUAUUGUUGAGAGUUGGAAGCAUCAAGUGUACUGGAAGCAACAAAUAUGUGAACUCAAAAAAGAAUACAAUUACAACAAGAACAUUAAGUGACCGAUAAGGCACAGCAAUUAGUUUUUUGGGGCAAAUAAAGAAAUAGAUGCAAAUUGAAAAGUUUUGGGGAAAAAAAUACAAAGUAGGUAAACUCAACACAUUUUAUACAUAACACCCUUUGUUUAUGUAUACAACUUAAUUCAUAGAAACUCUAAAAUGUAUUCUACUAUAUUGUUCCACAUUUCAACUUCCAAUAGGUAGAAUCAUUACUAUCAUCUUAAUGUGAAAUACACUCACACUUUCAAGAGAUACUCGGAGCUGUUAUGGAAGGGUAUUCAUAAUAUAAUCCCUUUAGCUAGAUGUCAUGUAACUGUGGAUAUUUGGGGGAAAUAAAAAAAAAUAUGCGGGGGCGGAGCUAGCAGCCAACUGAAGCAGACGUGGCCCAGGAGAGCUCCGCCAAAAUAAGCCUGCUAAAAGCUAAAUUCUCACCCAAAAGCCUACUAAUCUUAACCAGCAAUACAACAACACAUGAUGGGAAAGAAACGCAAGCACCAGAAGGCAUCAAAGCCAACGGGAGCCCGCGACAUUGGAGACCUUCUCCUCAGUCCUGCAAAGGCCGCAGAAGCCUUCGCGCCAAAAUAUAAUGGUGACACGACCUCAGCCUCCUCGGGGGAGCAGGCUCUAGAUGAACUGGACGAGUUCCCCAGCACAGGGGGAUUACACAGCGCCUCCUCGGACGAAGAAAACAACCUACCCUCCACUAAGGGCGAUAUAAGAGACCUACUCCGCCACAUCCGCACGGUGUUCGCGGCAGACAUAGCAACACUGGGGGAGGAGAUACACACAGUGGAGGGGCGAGUUAAGAGGACAGAGGAGGACACGCAAGGCCUAACCGCCAGAUGUAUACAACUGGAAGCUCACAACACAGAGCUCCGGCGCAGCCAGAUCCUUCUUACAGACCGCCUAGAUGCAGUGGAGGACUGGCACAGGAGCCGGAACAUAAAUAUAUGAGGCAUCCCAGAGACUGUCACAAGAUGACCUCCCACACUUUGUUGAGAGACUCCUCGCCACCUUACUUACACCACAGCAAGUGACGGCAGCCGCGAUAGAAGUGGUCUACCGAAUUCCAAGAGCAGCCAAAGCCCCAGCGGGCACCUCGAGAGAUGUCAUACUCCAACUCCAAACGCGAUCAGCCCAAAGAAACAUCAUGGCGGCAGUGAGGGGGAAAACCACUCACCUCGGCCAAUUUAUCAUUUUACCAGGCCAAUUUAUCAUUUUACCAGGACCUAUCCAAGCCUACUUUAACCUGGAGGGGACUUUUCAAACCCCUGACAGCAACACUCCGUCAUACCUUAUUGCUGGGCAUUCCCCAGAAGUCUAGUCAUCACGCACGGGGGAGCCACGACCCGCAUAACUGACCCAUCCAAAAUGGACUCAGUACUGUUGGCACUGGACUUGCCACCGGGACCGGAACAAACAACCCCAGCACGGAGACCACCGACCCCCCCACGUUUGGGAUAUGACCGCAGUUAAACCGUUUCAACCAGCCAACCCCGGUGCCUCAGCUUCCACUACCUUCAAAGCCCAGAGGGCUGCCAAACACCCAUCAGGCACCUGGGGACUGGAGGGAGCUAAAGGGACUCUGGCGGAAAGGACUGCCUGACAGAGCUGCCGCCGGACCCUACCUAUUUUGAGCGUUGCUCCACUUAAAGUCCCGUGACUGGACGCAUGACAGAUACCAUGCCACUCUGGAUAAGUGUACAGUUGCAGUUAUUAACCCGUGUUUAAAAGGUUUUGUUUCCUGCAGAGCAUGUAGACUUGUAUACUCAAAAUGUUGUCCUCAACGGUACGGUUACUAGCCUACCCACUAGCACAAAUUAAUGUACCUACCCACACCAGGCGACAAACAGCUAGGGCAUACUCACGAUUAAUAUAUACAAGCACCAACCUAAGCUCAAUAGUGCCCCACUUAGGAAAAUAUGUAUUGCUGUCCACAUUACACACCAUUAAUCAGGACUUACACAUGUUUAGCAUUGCCUAGACGCUCUAACACACUAUUGUCUCCACAGUAACAGCUUUUAAACCAGCUAACACUCAGACGUACAGGAACAGUCUGCAACCCAGCCACUUACAUAGAGAUGCAUGUGAUAGCUCUAUAUGCCUGUUGGGGUUACCAGCUACCUGUAGUUACCUACCUUAACCUAAUAUGCAGACACGGUUCUGAUGUCGGCUAGACCAGCUAACACUUAAUCUACUGUCUCAUUACAAAAUAUUGACAUGUGUUUGCCAUAUCAUCUCACUGCUACAUACAUAUCUCACUGCUACAUAAAACAAGUAAAACAAGGAUUAGUUAGAUUAAAAACAAAAGAAGGAAGGUAUGUAGAAGAGGAUAAAGGUCUAGCUGACUGCCUCAAUGAAUAUUUUUGUUCUGUAUUUACAGAUGAAAAUUAAGGAAAGGGAGCUCAGUUGAGAAAAAGGAUAAAUGAGACAUUUAUUACACGUGAGUUUACAGAGGAAGAAGUUCUAUUUCAACUGUCAAAAGUAAAGACAAAUAAGUCAAUGGGACCUGAUGGAAUACACCCAAAGCUAUUAAAAGAGCUUAGUGGUGUACUAGCAAAACCAUUAACAGAUUUAUUUAACCAAUCAUUGUUAACAGGAGUAGUCCCAGAAGAUUGGAAGUUAGCGAAUGUUGUGCCCAUUUACAAGAAAGGUAAUAGGGAGGAGUCGGGCAACUAUAGGCCAGUAAGCCUUACUUCAGUAGUGGGGAAAGUGAUGGAAACCAUGUUAAAGGAUAGGAUUGAUGAACAUCUAAAAACACAUGGAUUUCAAGAUCAGAGACAACAUGGGUUUACUUCAGGGAGAUCAUGCCAAACUAAUCUUAUUGAUUUUUUUGAUUGGGUAACUAAAAUUAUAGAUCAGGGUGGUGCAGUAGACAUUGCUUACCUAGAUUUCAGUAAGGCUUUUGACACUGUUGCACAUAGAAGGCUUAUCAAUAAACUGCAAUCUUUAAGUUUGGAUUCCAAUAUUGUUGAAUGGGUAAGGCAGUGGCUGAGUGACAGGCAACAGAGGGUUGUAGUUAAUGGAAUAUAUUCGAAGCUUGGACUUGUCACCAGUGGGGUACCUCAGGGAUCUGUACUUGGACCCAUUCUCUUUAAUAUUUUUAUUAGUGAUAUUGCAGAAGGUCUUGAUGGUAAGGUAUGUCUUUUUGCUGAUGAUACUAAGAUAUGUAACAGGGUUGAUGUUCCAGGAGGGAUAAGCCAAAUGACAAAUGAUUUAGGUAAACUAGAAAAAUGGUCAGAAUUGUGGCAACUGACAUUUAAUGUGGAUAAGUGCAAGAUAAUGCAUCUUGGACGUAAAAACCCAAGGGCAGAGUACAGAAUAUUUGAGAGUCCUAACCUCAACAUAUGAGGAAAGGGAUUUAGGGGUGAUUAUUUCUGAUGGCUUAAAGGUAGGCAGACAAUGUAAUAGAGCAGCAGGAAAUGCUAGCAGAAUGCUUGGUUGCAUAGGGAGAGGUAUUAGCAGUAGAAAGAGGGAAGUGCUCAUGCCAUUGUACAGAACACUGGUGAGACCUCACUUGGAGUAUUGUACACAGUACUGGAAACCGUAUCUUUAGAAGGAUAUUGAUACCUUAGAGAGGGUUCAGAGAAGGGCUACUAAACUGGUUCAUGGAUUGCGGGAUAAAACUUACCAGGAAAGGAUCUUAACAUGUAUAGCUUGGAGGAAAGACGAGACAGGGGGGAUAUGAUAGAAACAUUUAAAUAUAUAAAGGGAAUCAACACAGUAAAGGAGGAGACUAUAUUUAAAAGAAGAAAAACUACCACAACAAGAGGACAUAGUCUUAAAUUAGAGGGACAAAGGUUUAAAAAUAAUAUCAGGAAGUAUUACUUUACUGAGAGGGUAGUGGAUGCAUGGAAUAGCCUUCCAGCUGAAGUGGUAGAGGUUAACACAGUAAAGGAGUUUAAGCAUGCGUGGGAUAGGCAUAAGGCUAUCCUAGCUAUAAGAUAAGACUAGGGACUAAUGAAAGUAUUUAGAAAAUUGGGCAGACUAGAUGGUUCUUAUCUGCCGUCACAUUCUAUGUUUCUAGGUUACCUACAAUUAUACCUAGCUUGUUUUAACAAAAUUACACAAUGAGCAGAUUCCAAGUGCUAAAUCGAGCGAUGGUUACUUACUCAGUGUGUGCUGCUGUGGCACUUCACGUAUGCCUGUAUCUUCCUAGCACAAAAUAACAUACAGAAUUCAUUAACUAUAAAAAUGAAGGUGAUUGGUGCCUGAAAGACAGAUCUGCCCACAAGUAAGGCAUACCUGUAAUAUUGGCUUAAAUGUCUGACUUUCAGUCUAUCCCCACAGUUACAGCUUACCAAGCGUAAAGAUAGACAUUUUAGCUAUAGUUUUCACUUUGCUUUCUGAGUCUAUAUUGCAACUAAUUGUGUCACUCUAGUGUCACUUACUAUGCCAAAGCAAAAGUUGUCACAACCUGGUGGUUUAUCACUUGCCUAUCCCACCAUUUACUCAAACCUUAUUGCUAUGUCUUCUUAAAUAUGCACGAUGCUAGUCUCAUCAUAAAAAUGUGCUGAAUUCUAUAUACAACUGUCUAUAUCUGACAAAUCUAUUCUUCGUUAUAUUUGUAUAGUGUGCAAUAUUUGUAUUUUCACAUGCACAUCAAAAAAAUAUAUAUCUGAAAAAUAGUAACAUACAACUGUAAUAGAAAAAUGCACACUAACACCCAGGUUUAUUCACUAAUGUGAGAAUUGUUAGGAAUUAAAAAAUAUUCCAACAUGAAUUUCAAAUUUAAAGUCAAAGUAGUCAAACUGAAAACAGAGUUGAGAUUUUGUUUUCUAAUUCAGCUAUGUCGGCCUUAGUUUUGAAAUUUACCGUAUAUACUCGAGUAUAAGCCGACCCGAAUAUAAGCCGAGGCCCCUAAUUUUACCACAAAAAACUGGGAAAACUUUUUGACUCGAGUAUAAGCCUAGGGUGGGAAAUGCAGCAGCUACUGGUAAGUUUCUAAAUAAAAUUAGAUCCCAAUAAAAUUACAUUAAUUGAAUAUUUAUUUACAGUGUGUGUAUAGAAUGAAUGCAGAGUGUGUGUAUAGAAUGAAUGCAGAGUGUGUGUAUAGAAUGAAUGCAGUGUGUGCGUUUGUGUGUGUGUAUAGAAUGAAUGCAGUGUGUGCGUUUGUGUGUGUGGAUAGAAUGAAUGCAGUGUGUGCGUUUGUGUGUGGAUAGAAUGAAUGCAGUGUGUGCGUUUGUGUGUGGAUAGAAUGAAUGCAGUGUGUGCGUUUGUGUGUGGAUAGAAUGAAUGCAGUGUGUAUAUAAUGAAGUGUGUGUAUGUAAACUGGGUGAGGGGAGGGCAUUUUUAUUUUUUUAUUUUAUUAUAUUUUAAUAAUAUUAUAUUAUUAUUUUAAUAUUUGCAUUUUUUUUUUAAUGUUUUUUUUUUGUCCCCCCUCCCUGCUUGUUGCCUGGCCAGGGAGGGAGGGAAAAAAAAACAUUUAAAAUAAAAUAAUGCAAAUAUUAAAAUAAUAAUAUAAUAAUAAAAUAGUUAUUAAAAUAAUAUUACUAUUAUUAUUAAUAUUUGCAUUAUUUUUUUUAAAUGUUUUUUUUGUCCCCCCUCCCUGCUUGUUGCCUGGCCAGGGAGGGGUGACAAAAAAUUUUUUAAAAUAAAAUAAUGCAAAUAUUAAAAUAAUAAAAUAUUGUUAUUAAAAUAAUAUAAUAUUACUAUAUUAUUAUUAUAUUAAUAUUUGCAUUAUUUUUUUAUUUUUUUUUGUCCCCCCUCCCUGGCCAGGCAACAAGCAGGGAGGAGGGACAAAAAAACCAUUAAAAAAAAAAUGCAAAUAUUAAUAAUAAUGAUAAUAAUAAUAAAAUAAUGUUAUUAUUUUAAUAUAUUAUUUUAAUAAUAUUAUUAAAAUAAAAUAAUAUCGAAUCCCUGGUGGUCCAGUGGCAUUGGCAGUUCAGUGGGGGAGCUGGCAGUGAGCUCUUACUUACCUUCCUGCAGCUCCUGUCAGCUCCCUCCUCCUCCGUGCAGCUCCUCGGUCAGCUCCGUUCUGCUCACAGUGUAAGUCCCGCGAGAAGCUCUCGCGAGACUUACACUGUGAGCAGAACAGAGAGGAGCUGUACGGAGGAGGAGGGAGCUGACAGGAGCUGCAGGAAGGCAAGUAAGAGCGCACUGCCAGCCCCCAACAGGACCGCCGGGCUUGUAAUGAGCCCGGCGGUCCUGGUCUGUAUUAUGGCAAUGUAAAUUGCCAUAAUACAGACAAACUCGGCUCAUACUCUAGUAUAUACGGUACUUUGAAUUCCUGUCAGUUCAUACUUUAGUAAGUAACCGUGAUAGUAUCGAGCCAAUAAACUGGUUUGUGUAUAAAGCAUGCUUCAUUUCUAUAGAAAAAGACCUGGAUUACAUUUUGUUUUAAAUUAAAAUCAUUUUUUUCUGUUUUUUUUUGUUAAGUGUGUAACUUAAUGUUUCUGUUCCUUAGCUCCUACAUCAGUUAAACUAGACAACAAAUGGGAUAUGCACUUUAUGAGCAAGCAAGAAGAGGUAAGAAUUUCUCAAAAGGGAAUGAUGCAUUCUCAAAACCUUGUCUUAUCUCUGUAUCAAUGUAUCACCUGCCACACUGAUUUUUUUGCAUCCUUUUGUCUGACAGUACCAAUGUCCAGGUACAAAAGAGACUAUUAUUUGUACUUUAUAUAGUGUCUUCUCUUGUUAUGUCAUAUUAUUGUUGCUGGCUUUUAGUUGUAAGGGAGUAUAUUAAGCUCCUGGAUAGUUCACUAUAGUACCUUAGUGGCAUUUUUCUCUUUUCCGUUAUUUAUGAGUAUUGGUGACCAUUAGCGUUUUAGAGCUAUUUUUCUCAUUUUAUUGGAUUUGCCACCUUUUCCUACACUCUCUAAUCUUUAGCCUUAGACAUUUUCUCUCUUGCUAUCUUUUUGUUACAAGUGAGACUACCUGUCACGGCUUACCUUAGUUGGGAGUCCGGUAGGCAGAGAUUUGUGCUCACCCUUACAAAUAAACACAGCCCAUGGUAACCAGAUCAGAAGCUACCUGGGCUGUGAAUCUGUGCACAGGGCUUAGGCAGGAACAGUAACCAGGUACGAGAAAACAGACCUGGGCAAAUCCAGAAGAGUAGUCAGACACAGUUCCAAAAGUCAGGGCAGGCAGCGAACAGGCAAUAACGAAUAAUCCAAACAGAAAGGGUCACAAGCCAAGUCAGUCUUAGGAAACCGGAUACAAGAAACAACAAACGGACAAUGUUCUCAGGGAGGGGCAGUGUUUUCUGCCCUGCUAAUGAGUGAACUGCCUCAGGUGAACUUAGAUUAUACGUAGUAGCCACUGGUAAUGUCCAGCCCCCUAGUGCUGCAGGCAAUGCAAUGCCAGGAAAACAAGGUUAGAACCAAAAUUCAGAAGUGGCUCAGGCUUAGGAUGCAGAAGGCCCCAGGGUCAAAUCCUCUGUUGGGCACUUCUGGGGUGUCUGGAUGUUAUGGUGAGAAUUGUGACAUUACCACUUUUAACAAGUGCAGUUUAAUUGGAAAUAAAAUGUGUUUGGGUCAUUAAAGUCUGCUAUGCUGUUUAUUUGUGAUGCAUUUAAAAAUUAAAUUAAACUAAACCAUUCUUUUAGUAUAUUAUAACCCAAAUGACAUUGGUCUUGGCAAAUAUACAAAUGAUUACCGUAUAUACUUGAGUAUAAGACAAGUUUUUCGGCACAUUUUGUGUGCUGAAAACCCCCCACUCGUCUUAUACUUGAGUCACUGUCUGUAUUAUGGCAACUUACACUGCCAAAAUACAGACAAGGACCGCCGGGUUCAUUACAAGCCUGGCGGUCCUGUUGGGGGAUGGCAGAGAGCUCUAACUUACCUUUCCUGCAGCUCCAGUCAGCUCCCUUCUCUCUCCUCCGGUCCGGUCAGCUCCCCUGUCAGCUCCACUGUAAGUCUUGCGAGAGCCGCAGGGUCAGAGUGUUGCCACGGGUUACCGUGGCAAUACUCCGCGCGGCACUCAGACCGCGAGACUAACAGUGGGAGCUGACAGGGGAGCUGACCGGACUGGAGGAGAGAGAAGGGAUGAUGGAAGUCUGAUAGGAGCUGCAGGAAAGGUAAGUAACAGCUUGCUGUCAGCCCCACUCAUGCACAGUACACACCACUGGACCGCCAUGGAAUAAUAUAGCACCCCUCCCUGGCCAGCUAACAAGCAGGGAGGGGGGACAAAAACAAUAAAAUAAAAAUGUAAAUAAUAUAAAAAUAUUAAUAAUAUUAAAAAAAAAAUGCCCACCCCCCCACCAAGGCUCUGCAUCACAUACACACUGCACUCAUACACACACACUGCACUCAUACACACAUUGCAUUCAUACACAUACACACACUGCAUUCAUUAUAUACACACACUGUAAAUAAAUAUUCAAUUAAUAUAAUUUUUGGGGGAUCUAAUUUUAUAUAGAAAUUUACCAGUAGCUGCUGCAUUUCCCACCCUAGUCUUAUACACGAGUCAAUGUUUUCCCAGUUUUUUGUGGUAAAAUUAGGGGUCUCUACUUAUAUUCGGGUCGACUUAUACUCUAGUAUAUACGGUACAUUUAUCUGUGUAAUAUAUAUUUCGCUUUCCCACUGCACAGAGCAAGAAAGCUAAACAGAAGACGACGGUUAAAGUCCCCAAGAAGGACACAAAGCAACAGAAAAAGGUAGACCCCUUAAGGAGUCAGAAGACGACCCGUCAAUUGCUUGGAGAGUUGUACAACGAUAAAGAAUAUCUGGAGGCGCUUCUGAAGGAUGAAGGUUGUUAUAUGUUUAUCAUUAUCAUAAUCAUAGUAAACUUUUAAAUCUAAUAACAGAUACGUCAACUGUGACGCACCACAUGGAAUGGCUUAAUGAUCUUGCACAAGACACUUUCUUGAUUAGGUUUAGCCAUAGGUACUAGCAAGGGUACCGAGUGGCAGGGAGUACAUUUUGAGCUUGGCAGUGCAAGUUGGACAAGAAUUGCAUAUAUCCUUGGUCCCUCCUUGUGUACUAUAAAAAUCUGCCUUUCUUUGCCAAAUCUUUUUUUUUUUAUUUUGUUUUAUCUGACUACUCUUGCUGAUACAUUAUAUUGAAUCCAUAUUCCAUUCCCUUAUAAGCUAAAAUUUACAUACAUGUUGGGCAUAACAAUGCAUACACUUUAAAAGGAUAUGAUUCCUUAUUUUUUUCUUUUCUUUUCCAUUAUACCAGGCGUUCUAUAUAUGUUCUUGAAGGGAUCGAGGGAUGAGCCAGAGAAGUGUAUAGAACAAUGUAACACAUUGUUUUAAACACUUUUGCCCUUGUGUAUUAUGAUUUUUUUUAUAUAGUGUUUGGCUAGUUUCAUUAUUUUAUUUGUUGCGAUCUGUGGUUUACAUGUAUUAGUGUAUUUAUUUAUAGUCUUAUCUGCUAAAAACUGACUUAAAAUUGCAUUAGGCUUGUCAGUAAGAGCAAAAAAAGUGAAGAAACCAAUGUGGUACUCCAUAGAAGUGGUCAAAAUAAUAAAAAAACUAAGUUAGCAUUAAGUAAUUAUUAAAAAAAAAAAAGUGUAAAGAAGAUAGAUCUAUAAGAUUAGGCAGAAAGAGGCUAAGCAAGUUAUAAAAACUACCAAAGCACACACAGAAGAUAAAAUAGCCCAGUCAGUAAAAAAGGUGAUAAAACAUUUUUUAGAUACAUAAAGGAUUAGUUAGACUAAAAACAAAAGAAGGAAGGUAUGUAGAAGAGGAUAAAGGUAUAGCUGACUGCCUUUAUGAAUAUUUUUGUUCAGUAUUUACAGAUGAAAAUGAAGGAAAGGGACUGAAAAUAGGAAAAAAAAAUGACUUGUUACAUGUGAUUUUACAGAGGAAGAGGUUCUAUUUCAGCUGUCUAAAGCAAGCAUGUCAGACUUGUGGCCCACCAUGACUAUCUUUGCGGAAAGUCUGCCCUGGGGCCGCUUUGUGCUGUGGUUGCGACCAUCUAAAAGACAGAAAAGAUCUUUCAUGUCUGUUUCCUGUCUGCCCUGCCACGGCCGAUUGUGUGCCCCAGCAUACUCUAAUCAUUAGUUCAACAUGCCCGCCGGAUAUGCGCAUACAGCGUGUGAAGUCAUAUCCGGCAGUGGCGCUGCAGUGUGCAGAGUGGCUCUCUGUCUGCAGAGCAGGCCAGCCACUCUCCCUUCCCUUGUUCUCGCAGUGCCAAAGGAGCGUCUAGCAAGCUUGAGCAGAGAAGAGCAGGGCUGGAACUGGAGGACAGCCUGGAAGACGUGAUUAUCUAACCUGUUUCUUGUUUUUGGUUUCGUAAAAAUGUUGCAACUUCUAUGUGUCACGAAAACACUCAGCCAUGUAUACAAUAUCACUAUUAAACUUGUUAUGGUACCUUGUGCAUGUUUGAACCUAAUUGCACUACAAGAAUUAUUACUUUACUGAGAGGGUAGUGGAUGCAUGGAAUAGCCUUCCAGUUGAUGUGGUAGAGGUUAACACCGUGUGGGUGUUUGAGCAUAGGCAUAAGUCUAUCCUAGAUCUAAGACACGGCCAGGGACUAAUGUAAGUAUUUAGAAAAUUGGGCAGACUAGAUGGGCUGAAUGGUUCUUAUCUGCCAUCAAAAUCAAGUUUUCUAUGUUUGGGAUGAAGUGGUCUGGGAGACUUUAGUGGUCUUCUGAGGAUUAAGCUGGUAUCUCUACAAUGCAAUCAAAUAUAAAUCUACCGUGAAAAGAGCCUCCUCUACUUGCAAACAUUUUACCAUGAGUGCAUAUGAGCUUAUAAAAAUGUUAACUUUACAUUUUGCAAAGCCAAAUUGCUAACUAAACUUUUCCAAGGAGCCUAGGAAGAAGUAUAACUACAUUUAUUGAAUAUUAUUAUAUCAUUUAUAGUGUCUAAUUUAGUAUCAAAAGACACUCUGAUACAUAAAUUUGGUCUUAGGUAACUAGAUGGGACUUGGUGCAGAUCACAAAUCCAUCUCUAUUGGAUACCUGUUUACUCUAUUUCAUAUCUUUUCUAGCCUGUAUUUUUAUAAGAUUUUUUUGAGCUUAUUAGCUCCCAUCUAGGAGGUUCACUUUAUUAUUUUGAAAGUGAUUAGUAUUUUGUUUAUUAUUUUUUCUGUGUAGUUUUCUAUUUCAAUAAAGUAUGUUUUUAUAUUUAGUUCAAUCUAGACUCUGAGAUAUCCUUUGAGUGCUCUGGGGGCUGUUUGUCCCUAGAUCACAUCUUCUAUUUACUCUGUGUUUAUUUAGGGUUACCCCCUGCUUGAUAUUUUCAGGAAACACAUGCAUUCACCUAAUAUAGGGGUUUGUGUUUUUUUGUUUUCUUUAUAUCAUUUGUGCAUGCGCUUCUUAUCCCUAUCAAAAUAUGUAUUUUGCUCUCUGUACAAACAGAUCUGCACUACCUUACAUAAUCACAAAGUGUUAUUAUAUUUCUAUUUACAGAUCUUGUGAAAGGAAAUGCUCGUAGUGGGAUAAAGCUUCAAAACUUGAUCUUAAAUGGUAUAAACUAUUUAGACACUCGCACAGAUUUUUGGAGGCAGCAAAAGCCUAUUUAUGCCCGAGAGAGAGACCGAAAGAUCAUGCAGCAGAAGUGGAACCGGGAGAAAAAUAAGCCAUCUGACCCCAACCAAUACAUUCUGAAAAGCUUGGAAGAAAUUGAUCAGUGUAUGUAAUAUCUGCCAGGCAGUCUUUAUACAAAGCCAUAUAAAAGGCACAUGGUUCUAAACUGUGGCUUAAUUAUGGUAGCUACUUCUUAUAUUCUGAGGUACAGCAGCUGAGCUGACAAUAUGACAUUAUUUAUGGUAUGGUGAGAGACAGGUGUCUCUAAUGCAAGGCAUAUAGACUGUAAGCUUGUUUGAGCAUGGUCCUCUUCAACCUAUCGUUCCUGUAAGUUUUUUGUAAUUGUCCUAUUUGUAGUUAAAUCUUCCCCUCUUAUAAUAUUGUAAAGCGCUACGGAAUCUGUUGGCGAUAUGUAAAAGAUUAUUAUAAUCAAUCUUGACUAUUUUUAUAUGCUCUAGCAGUGACUAAUGAGAAUCAUCAAAUGAAUGUAUCUUUCUUUCUCUAGGCCUCUUUAAUGGAAACCCCGAAGGCAGCCUCAAGAAGGCCCAAAAAGCAUUAAAGAACAUACAGAGUUGGAAAGCAGAAGAUAUUCCCAACAAACAGGAAGUGAUAGGGAACCUGUACAGCUGCAUUGGAAAUGCUCAAAUGGAUCUGGGGCACAUGGAGGCAGCUCUGCAGAGCCAUACUAAAGAUCUGGAGAUUUCAAAAGAAUAGUAAGCACUUGAUAUUCCUUCUUAUCAAUAUUGUCAUUAAACUAGAUAGUAGUAUUCAUUCUACAGCCAAUAAUUUCCCGUUGGUAACUUUUAAUAGUGUUUCAUUUUACGCUAGUCUAAAACACAUUCACAUUAUAAAUAAUUGUUGUCAUAAGAGCAACUUGUUGCCAGACACUUUUAGUGAUGAAAUUGACCAAGUGUGGCUGAAAUAUACAUAUUUUUUUUUUUUUUUUUUAGUGAUACUGGUCUUAGGCUUAAGGUCCAGCGUCGAAUCUGCCACAGCAUUCAUCCCUUCUCCCUGUCAGCAAGGGUUCUGUGA